Acinonyx jubatus (cheetah) is the source of this 654-nucleotide messenger RNA. RefSeq names its product thioredoxin (gene TXN). The record is from RefSeq and is a predicted model, not a curated record. Gene Ontology annotation, molecular function: protein-disulfide reductase activity. NCBI's taxonomy places the organism in Eukaryota, Metazoa, Chordata, Mammalia, Carnivora, Felidae. Bases 184 to 501 code for a protein of 105 amino acids. The transcript has 5 exons.
CCUAGGCGGGCGCGGGCGGCCCGAGCGGGCGCGCCCCCGCAACACGCACGCCGCGCGCGCCCGACCGCCCCGCCCCAGUUGCUAUAAAGGGAAGGCGGGCUGAGCCCUGUGCGAGCUCUGUCCGGCGUUUACGAUCCGCCUUCAUCGGUCUGUACAGUAGCUUGUCAGACCCCAGCCGCCAAGAUGGUGAAGCAGAUCGAGAGCAAGUAUGCUUUUCAGGAAGCCUUGAACAGUGCAGGGGAAAAACUUGUAGUAGUUGAUUUCUCUGCCACGUGGUGUGGACCUUGCAAAAUGAUCAAGCCCUUCUUUCAUUCCCUCUCUGAGAAGUAUUCCAACGUGGUGUUCCUUGAAGUAGACGUGGAUGACUGUCAGGAUGUUGCUUCAGAGUGUGAAGUCAAAUGCAUGCCAACCUUCCAGUUUUUUAAAAAGGGACAGAAGGUGGGUGAAUUUUCUGGAGCUAAUAAGGAAAAACUUGAAGCUACCAUCAAUGAAUUAAUCUAAUUAUGUUUUCUGAAAACAUAACCAGCCAUUGGCUCUUGAAAACUUGUAAUUUUUUUUAUUUACAAAAAAGGAAAGAUCAAGUGUGAAGACUAUAUAUCCAACUGCCAUCUGAUUAUAAGUGACAAUAAAAUAUUAAUUCUACCCUUUUUAAAA